Nakaseomyces glabratus is the source of this 993-nucleotide messenger RNA. RefSeq names its product ubiquinone biosynthesis protein COQ4 (gene COQ4). Gene Ontology annotation, biological process: ubiquinone biosynthetic process. Gene Ontology annotation, cellular component: mitochondrion; mitochondrial inner membrane. The record is from RefSeq and is a predicted model, not a curated record. NCBI's taxonomy places the organism in Eukaryota, Fungi, Ascomycota, Saccharomycetes, Saccharomycetales, Saccharomycetaceae.
AUGUUACAAUCAACUAAGGUUACGAAGUCGGUGCUGACAAAUGUGUUAAGAGUGGAGCAAAGACGUGGAUUUUUAUUAAGUGGUGCUGCUGUAGCUCUGGGUAGCACAUACAUCUUUGGAAGAGAUGCUAAGCUAGCUGAUGCUAUGGAUCGUGGUGAGUUGCAUAACAAGAACGAAGAUUAUGCGAAAUUAAGGGCAGAGCGUACUGAGCAACGUAUUAAGGCCUUGAGCAACAACAGACCUAUGGAGCCACGAUAUGAAGGGCAUGUGCCUCUGUACCUUCAUGAAAAGAUGCUACUUUUUGCUAUUUCUGGUAUUAGGGCCUUUUUCCACCCAGAGAACGGUAUUAACAUUGUCCAGUUAGGUGAGGCAACUGCAUUCCCAAUAUUCUUGGAAAAUCUAAAGCAAACGAUGCUUGCCGAUGAAACUGGAAGGCGCAUCCUUAGGGAUCAGCCAAACGUCCGAACUGAUAUUUUAGAUAUGGAUAAGCUAUCAAAGUUACCAAAGAACACUUUUGGUUACACUUUUUAUAAAUGGCUAGAGAAGGAAAAGGUCUCGCCUGAUACUAGAGCACCAGUCACAUAUAUUGACGACCCAAUCCAUGCUUUUGUGUUCAAGAGAUAUAGGCAAUGUCACGAUUUUUACCAUGCCUUGAAUGAUUUGCCAAUUAUCAUUGAGGGGGAAAUUAUUGUAAAGGCAUUAGAAUCUGCAAACAUGGGUAUCCCAAUGGCUACUUUAGGUUGGAUGUUGGCUCCACUAAGAUUGAAAAAAGCACAAAGAGACAGAUUAUAUGGAACUUAUUUACCUUGGGCGAUCAAAACAGGUUUGACUUGCAAGCCACUUAUUAAUGUCUAUUGGGAAGAGCUUCUUGAAAAGGAUGUGGAAGAAUUGAGACAAGAACUUGGUAUCAAGAUGCCACCUGAUCUAAGAGCUAUGAGAGCUAAGCGUAAAGCAAUGAUAAAGCGUCUCAAUGAGAAAUAUCAAAAAAACUAG